This is a messenger RNA of Macrobrachium nipponense, 455 nucleotides long. Its product is annotated as cuticle protein CP575-like. Bases 26 to 322 code for a protein of 98 amino acids. Gene Ontology annotation, molecular function: structural constituent of chitin-based larval cuticle. NCBI's taxonomy places the organism in Eukaryota, Metazoa, Arthropoda, Malacostraca, Decapoda, Palaemonidae. Gene Ontology annotation, cellular component: chitin-based extracellular matrix. The transcript is spliced from 3 exons. The record is from RefSeq and is a predicted model, not a curated record.
UGCUCCGAAGACGAGAACAACCACCAUGAAGUUCGCUAUUGUUAUGUUGUGCCUUUUGGGCCUGGCCCUGGCUCGCCCUGACACCAUCCUGGACUUCGAAGGGGAGGACCAUGAGCACGAGCAGGAGGGGGAUGCUGGGGAUGAGGUGGAGGGAUCUUACAGUUGGACGUCUCCCGAAGGAGAGGAAUUCUACGUCAAGUACGUCGCUGACGAAGAUGGCUUCAGAAUCGUCGAGUCCAACGCCGUCCCUGUCAGCCACGACGGAGUCGCUGCUGACGGUAACCAGGGAUCCUUCACUUCUGACGAAGAGGAAGAAAAAUGAGAAGUUUUAGAGAAAUAGCUUAACUUAGCGAACUCGUGGCUUCCGAUGUGAUGUACAAUCGAUGCUGUAUUCUGGUAAUGCAGUUAAAAUGUAAUUUAUUUUUUGGCAAUAAAUGAUUUCAUUUUGAACUUAA